AUGCCGCUCACUGCAAACGAGCAGACAUCUGGGGAUACACGGGCGUUCUUCACGCACGAGUUCCAGAUAACAUCAUGGAUUGCACUUAUCAUGAUAGAUUCUCAAGUACAUUCGGACUCUCCGUCCGACCUUCGAAGCACCAUGCCAACGGAAGCCGCGGUGCCUGCGCCUGCGUCUCCACUGGUGUCUAGCCUGCUGACUCUCAUCAUCACGACCUCCCCAACCCCUUCAGCACCUUCCACGGACCUCAUCUCGGACGUCUUCUCUGCUUUCCAAAGCCACUGCCCGGUUAUCCUCUCCUGCCGAAUCAUCGUUGUCUUUGAUACCUAUGAUCGCAUCGGGCCUCAUGCGCGUCUGAAGAAAGGGCAAGUCACCACCGAGGGCGCGAGGGACAUUGCGUUGUACAAGAGUAACGUCAAAGCACAGAUCUUGAAGCAGUACUACCCAGACGAUGCUACCCGUGCACUCAUGGCCAGCGAGCAUGAAGCCGAGUACGGGUCCCCUUGUGUAGAGGAGAAUCAUGUCCCCUUCACCGUGUCGCAGACUGAGGACAAGCAAGUUACGUUCAUAGAGACUGCGAGACGUCUUGGCUUCGGACUGGCUGUGCGUUCGGCGCUGCGCACGACGACGACACCCUAUGUCUGGGUGCAGCAGCAUGACUGGCCGCUGGCUUCUGGGAUCCCACUGAAGCCGCUCCUGGAAGUCAUGCAGGCUUCCGACAAGGACGACGUCGCGCCUGUCAAGUACGUCUGCAUCCCCUCGGUGCGCAUGCUGUCGUACGCGACUUCUGCCCACGUCGAACAAUUUCCUGCGCUCAGGGACCUGACCGCUUCGCUGAAGCGCAACUUCACUCCAGCAUCGCAGCCCGAAACUGCCAUUUCUCUGACACCACUCUUCUUUUGGCAUGACAAGCCCCAUAUAGCGUCGACUGCACAUUACCUGUCUUGCGUCUUCCCCACCCGUUUGGCCAUGAUGCGUGGCGCUUUCAUCGAGGAUACAAUUGGCCAUCGGGCGCGUCAUCAAAUGAAGGAAGGCAACUGGGCCAAGUGGGCAUGCUGGCUGUUCUAUCCCGACGAAGGGAAGCGGCUGUGCUUACGACAUCGCCACGGCCGCAAAUGGCGCGGCACUGAAGCCGAGUCCUUGGAGAAGGCACACGCCCACCUAAUCGAGGAAGAGCGUCUCAACCUCGUAUGCUGGCAUUCGGACUGCCUGGGCUCCCUAGAUUGUGGCCCUUCUUCUAACAACAACAAUAACAUCAACAACAACAGCCCUCUCACCCUAUCGUCUUACAAUUCUCGAUGGACUUUGCCAACAACCCGCCCGCCCCUGCUGGAGGGGAAGAAUGUCGAGGAGAAGGUCGACGAGGAGGCCGAGGAGGAGGCCGAGGGGGAGGUCGAGGGGGAGGUCGAGGGAGAGGUCGAGGGAGAGGUCGAGGAGGAGGCCGAGGAGGAGGCCGAGGAGGAGACCGAGGAGACCGACGAGGAGACGGUCGAGGAGAAGGUCAAGGUGAAGGUCAAGGAGAAGGUCAAGGAGAAGGUCAGGGAGAAGGUCGAGGAGAAGGUCGAGAAGACGAUUGGAAUGCAAGAUAUCAAGAUCGACAGCGUCGAGAUGAAACUCUUCUCCAUAUGGAUGUUAUAUAUCGGAUGCGAGGCCUGCAUUUUGAGCAAACGUCCAUGGAGGUCGAUCGACUGA
Molecule: messenger RNA, 1692 nt
Organism: Anthostomella pinea
Lineage: Eukaryota; Fungi; Ascomycota; Sordariomycetes; Xylariales; Xylariaceae
Source: the annotation of a GenBank genome assembly